Molecule: messenger RNA, 1734 nt
Organism: Lates calcarifer (barramundi perch)
Lineage: Eukaryota; Metazoa; Chordata; Actinopteri; Centropomidae
Product: rhamnose-binding lectin
Exons: 19
Coding region: 88-1734 (548 amino acids)
Molecular function (GO): carbohydrate binding
Source: RefSeq, a predicted model, not a curated record
CACAUACCGUUCCUGACCAGGCAGGUUAAAUACUGGUGUGUCCAUUCAAACUACAAUCAGUCCCACUGUUCACCUGCUCCUGAAACCAUGGUCCACUUCAGACUCGGCAGCACACUGUUGCUGGCAGCAGCCUGUUUGCUCGUUACUAAAGAUGUUUCCACAGAAAGAGUGAUCACCUGUGAUGACGCCUACAGUGUCCAACGUCUAAGUUGUGAAACAGGAGUGAUCAUUGUGCAGGCAGCUCUGUAUGGACGUGCAGACAGAGAAAUCUGCAGUGAGGGAAAACGUCCACAACAGCUUACCAAUACAAAAUGCUCUCAGGCGGGGACUGUGGAUGUCCUCAAGAAAAGGUGUGACGGCAAGAGAGUGUGUGAACUGAACACAAAUGUCGUCCGAACGUCUGAUCCCUGCUCCGGCAUCAUUAAAUAUUUGGAGAUCAACUACACCUGCUUCCCAGCAAAUCACCUUGUUGUAUGUGAGCACUCUUUGGGACACCUAUGCUGUGACAUAGGGCAGGUUAUUCAUGUGUACGGUGCUGAUUUCGGACGCCGUGACCAGACCACGUGCUCUUACCAGCGUCCCACCUCUCAGGUCCAAAAUGUCUACUGCUCAAGUCCCACUAGCAAAGUAGCUGAAAGCUGUAAUGGGAGAAACAGCUGUACUAUCAGCGCCAGCAACUCAGUGUUUGGAGACCCCUGUGUCGGCACUUACAAGUACCUGGAGGUGGCUUAUACAUGUCUAUGCUUUUCCAGAGCCCAGAUGUCAGGUGGCUACGAUGAAUCCACUACAAAGAGGGUGAUUACCUGUGAGGGCCCCUACAACAUCCAUCGCCUGAGCUGUGAGACUGGAGUGAUCAUUGUCCAAACAGCUCUGUAUGGACGUGCAGACAGAGAGAUGUGCAGUGAGGGCAGACCUGCACACAGUCUGACCAACACAGAGUGCUUUCAGCACGGCACUCUGGAAGUCCUCAAGAAAAGAUGUGAUGGAAAGAAAUUCAACUCUUCAUCUGAAACCCCAUCGUCUAGCACCAUGCUCUGCCCCAGACUCAGCAACACACUGUUGCUGGCAGCAACAUGUCUACUUAUUAAUUCAGGCUUUUCCAGAGCCCAGCACUUUUUAGCACCCAUUGAGACUGCCCUGUCCACAGAGAGGGUGAUCACCUGUGAUGACCUCGGCAAUGUCCAUCGCCUGAGCUGUGAGAUUGGCGUGAUCAGUGUGCAGGCAGCUCUGUAUGGACGUGCAGACAAAGAGACCUGCAGUGAGGGCAGACCUGCAGAGCAGCUCACCAAUACACACUGCUCUCAGCACGGCACUCUGGACGUCUUCAAAAAACGAUGUGACGGCAAGAGAGUGUGUGAACUGAACACAGAUGUAGUUCGUACCUCUGAUCCUUGCUAUGGAAUCUACAAAUACCUGGACACCACCUUCGCCUGCUUCCCAGCAAUUCGCAGUGUCGCAUGUGAACAGUCUUUUGUAAACCUGCAGUGUGAUGAAGGACAGGUUAUAUUUGUGCAUGGUGCUGACUAUGGGCGCCAUGACCCGACCACGUGCUCGUACGGACGCCCUGCCUCUCAGAUCCAAAACGUCCAAUGCUCAAGUCCCACGCACAAAGUUGCUCAAAGCUGUGAUGGGAAGAGCAGCUGUGCUGUCAAAGCGAGCAACUCAGUGUUUGGAGACCCCUGUGUUGGCACUUACAAGUACCUGGAGGUGGCUUACUCAUGUCGAUGUAUGUAG